CACCUUUGGGACGCCGUGAUCCUGACGAACAUUAACUCCGUCUGUGGGUUUGGGUUCACAACGCGUCUGAGGCCAGUUUCGCCUCAGCCAUGAAGCUGUGCGUCAUCCUGCUGUCCGUGUGCUGGCUCUGCUGCAGGACGGAGGCCGAACACAGAUCGUUUCUGAUCACAGCUCCUCUGUCAUUGCGGCUGGAUGCCCAGGAGAGGGUGGUGGUGCAAGUGUUUGGGUUUUCAGAACCGGUCACGGUGUACGUGUUCCUGAAGACCUCCAUGGCACCAAAUCAUGCGGUUCUGGCCAGAGAAGCAGUGACCCUCAACAGCCAGAACAAAUAUCAGGCUGAUGCUAAAGUCCGGCUGCGGCAGCUGGACAAGAGUCUGACUCAAGUGGUUCUUCACGUCCAGUCACCAGAGAUCAAUCAGCACGUGUUUAUUCCUGUGAGCCGCACCAACGGCUUCCUGUUCAUCCAGACCGACAAACCGCUGUAUACCCCAGAUCAGAGUGUCAAAGUGAGGGCAUUUUCUCUGAACCAAGAGCUGAGGCCGGCAGAUCGCAGCGUCUUCCUGACCUUUAAGGAUCCGGAUGAGACAACUGUGGACAUGGUGGAGAUGAGUGAUGCCAAUAAUGGCAUUCCAUCUAUGCAAAACCCUUUUAAGAUCCCAGUCAAACCAAAAUUGGGGAUUUGGUCCAUUGAAGCCUCAUACUCAGACGAUUUUACCACUUCAGCGAAAACAGACUUUGAAGUUAAAGAAUAUGUUCUUCCAAGCUUCUCCAUCCUGGUGGAACCAUCAAAAAGCUACAUCAGCUAUGGGCAGUUCAACAGUUUCUCCUUCAAAGUCACAGCCAGGUACCUUUACGGUGCGCCGGUCGCCGGUGGUCAGCUGUACCUGCGUUACGGCUACGUCAGUGGAAAGAGUGCUCCAGUUAUUAUCCCCGACUCUAGGACCUCAAAGAUGCUGUCAGACACAGGUGAGGCAGAGCUGGUUCUGAACAUGGAGAAGGUUCUGUCCAAAAGCAACGGCCCAAAGGACCUCAACAGUCUGGUGGGAAAGUAUCUGUAUAUUGCGGUACUACUGGAGGAAACACAAGGUGGAGUCACUCAGGAGGCAGAGUUCGCUGCUGUCAAGUUUGUAAAGUCCCCGUACACUCUGAGUCUGGUGUCAACGCCUCCCUUUAUCAAACCUAAGCUUCCAUACAACAUCCAGGUGUUGGUAAAGGACCACUUGGACCAACCGGUGAACCAGGUCAGGGUUCGUUUAGUGAAGCAGGAGGUGUUUGGACAGGCGGGGAAUGGUGAGGACAUGGCCUGUAACCACGACGCUGUAAGCCAAAGUGGAAUUGCUGUUUUUAUCUGCAACGUACCAAGUGAGGCAGUCAAGGCCGUACUGCAGUUUGAGACUGCAGAGCCCUCCCUACUGGCAGCUAGUCAAGCCACUCUGUCUCUGAUGCCAGUGGCCUAUCACUCUCCAAAUCAGCGCUACCUUUACAUCGACCCGCCUCCACCUGGCCGCAGCCUGAAGGUGGGGGAAUAUUCCAACAUCAAGGUUUACUCUGCAACACCGUCCAACCUGAACAUCAAAGCCCUCAGCUACCUGGUGCUGUCUAAAGGGAACGUGGUGCAUUAUGACAGUCAGAAGUUCCUCUCCACUGUCGACAACAAACAGACUCUGAACUUUGAGGUGACACCCGACAUGGUCCCAUCCAUCAGGGUGCUGGUCUACUACAUCCUGUACGGCGAAGGGACAUCAGAACUGGUGGCCGACUCCGUCUGGCUUGAUGUUAGUGACAAAUGUGUCAAUGGACUGAAGAUGGAUCUAUCCUUAGAUCCCAGGGACCACAAGCCAAAGGAAAAGCUCAACCUGAACAUCCAAACUAACCAGGAGGGCCUCGUGGCUCUGUCUGCUGUGGACUCCGCUGUCCUAUUGCUGCGACCCAAAUACAGAGAUCCUCUUACCAGGGUCCUGCGUCACAUCGAGGUCAGCGACUUGGGCUGCGGCGGAGGUGGUGGAAAAGACAGCGCAGACGUCUUCCGCUUGGCCGGGCUCACCUUCCUCACCAACGCCAACUCCCAGCCGGCUAGCGGUGAGGCGUGCACUGCAGAGUACCGGGCCCCUGAGCGUGUGAAGCGAGUUCCUACUGACCAAGAGAAGAGAAAGAAAGUGGAAGGUUACUCUCUCAAUGUGCAAAAAUGCUGUAAGGGUGGGAUGAAGCACGUACCAAAGGUGAUGACCUGUGAAGAGUUUGCUCAGCAGAGAUUCAAGAAAAACCAAACCUGCAAACAAGUGUUCCAGGAGUGUUGUGAGUACAUCCAACAAUCCCUGGGAACGGACCAGACCCUCAUCCUGGCACGUGAAGCUCUGGGCGCAGACUUCGACCUGGCUCCAUCUCUGGUGCGGAGCUACUUUCCAGAGAGCUGGCUUUGGAAUGUGCAACCCAUCAGGCCAGGCCAGAUGACAGUGAUGGAAGAGCUUCCAGACUCCCUCACCACCUGGGAGAUCAGGGCCAUUGGCAUGUCCAAGAAUGGUAUCUGUGUUGCGGAGACGCAGAAGGUGUCAGUCAAUCUGCCGCUCAGCAUGAACAUUCCUCUGCCGUAUCAAGUGGUCAGAGGGGAACAGCUGGAGCUGAAGGGUUCUGUGUACAACCAACAGACAGACACCAUCCAGUACUGUGUGAUGCUGAUGGUCGGUCCAGAGCUCUGUCUGCUUCACUCCCGGCCCACACCGGAAAAAGAAGGUCUGCACUCCACGUCCUGCAAAUGGGAAGAUCUGUCUUCAGGGGGAAUAGGUGUUGUGACCUUCACUGUGUUGGCGCUGGAACUUGGAGAACACAAUCUGACCUUCAUUCUGAAGACCCGUGCAGGAAACAAAGACAUCCUUCAGAAGAAGCUCAGAGUGGUGCCUGAAGGAGUGAGAAAGGAGCAGUAUGCUGGGGGGACACUGGACCCACAGGCGGUCUACGGUACAGAGAGGAGGAAGGUAGAGCUGAUGGCCAGACUGCCAAACAACAUUGUUCCCAAAACAGACAUACAGCGAGUGCUGACCAUCAAUGGUGAAGUUCUCGGUGACAUCCUGUCAGUGAUACACAGCGCUGAAGGCCUUCGCCAGCUCACCAACCUGCCGACCGGCUCAGCAGAGGAGGAGCUGGGUGCUGUCCUGCUCCUCGUUCAGGUCUAUCAUUACCUGGAGGCAACGAGUGGCUGGGAAGUUCUGGGAGGUGACAUCCAGAGCAACUCUGCAGAUCUGACACGGAAGAUCAAACAGGGUCUGGUUGGUAUCAGCUCGUUCAGACAAGGUUCCAGCUACAGCAUGUGGAGCAACAGUGAAUCUAGCACCUGGCUGACCGCUUUGGUGGUGAAGACUCUGGCGCUGGUGGAUGGGGUGGUCUCUCUGAAGCAUCAGACCCUGGCAGACUCUGUGUUCUGGUUGAUCAAUAGCGCUCAGCAGGUGGACGGAUCCUUCAAAGAGAAAUCCCUCUACAGACCCAACAGGAUUAUGGCUGAAGGUGCAGAUCCAGUGGAACAGUCUGUUUACCUGACAUCCUUCGUGCUGAUCGCCUUAAACAAAGCAACAAGCCUCAAAGACCCAAUCCUGCAGCUCAGAUCUCAUUAUGACAGCAUGAAUUCAGCAGCAAACUACAUCUCCCAGCAUGCCCUGAAUGUGAGGAGCGUGUACGUGUGUGCGGUGGCGACCUACGCUCUGAACCUUCAUGAUAGCAGCAGCAUAGUGGCGUCACAGCUGCUCAGCAAACUGGAGAACCUGGCGCGACAGAAAGGUCACCCUGCGCAGCUCAGGUACUGGCAGGAGGCCGGUGCGGCGGUGGAGUGGCUGAACCCAGACCAGUCCAGCGGUGUGACGGUGGAGACGACCGCCUACGUUCUGCUGACGGUGCUGCUCAAGGGGGGGGUUCCCUACGCCAAGCCCAUUGUCUCCUGGCUGACCCAGGAUCAGCACUAUGGACAAGGUUUCUACUCCAGUCAGGACACAGUUCUGACCCUGGAGGCUCUGACCGAAUACAGCAAAUUGGGCUCUCGAUCUGCCCUCAGCCAGGACAUCAGCAUCCGCUACAAAAAGAGGGGUCUGAUUCAACAAGUGCAGCUGAGCCAGAAGCGGCCUGUGGUGUCGCCCAUUCAGGUGGAGAAGACUGAUGACAUCACCGUGUCCACAGGCUACGGUUCUGGCGUGUCCAGUGUGAAGUUGAGGACGGUUUACUAUGAGACCACCUCUUCUACACAGAAGUGUAACUUUGACCUGAAGAUAAAGUAUGAAAGUGGGUUCCCCUGCUAUGCCACGAUGCGCUCGCCUCGCCUGAUUGCAUGUGCAAAGUAUAAACCUCCUCCCAACGAGGCGGCCACCGACUCCCUGCUGACCGUGAUGAAGAUCCAGCUGCCGACCGGUGUGGAAGCAAUGGUGGAGGACCUGAAACAGUUCAGAGACAUAGAAGAGCGGAUAAUCUCCCACUUUGAGCUCCAGGGAAGCACUGUGGUCAUUCAGGCAGAAUCGGUUCCCUCUUCCGUCUUAAUGUGUAUUGGUUUUCGGGUCAGGACUGGGUUCAGUGUGAGCGGAACCACCGAGUCUGUGUUCAGCGUCUACGAGCCUCAGGACAAAGGUAGCAUGUGCACCAAAGUAUUCACCUUCCAGGUCGAGAAGCUCGAACGCCUCUGUAAGGGCGAGCAGUGUCAGUGCAUGACAGCGACAUGUGCUGCCUCCAGAGGGAACUUUGACCUGACUCUGACCGCCGCCAAGCGGACGGAGGAGACCUGCCGGCCUCAUGUCAAAUAUGCCUUUAGGGCGACGGUGGUGUCUUCAGCAGCCGACGGAGAGUUUAUGACCUACACAGCCACCGUGGAGGAACCGCUGAAGACGGGCAAAGGCUUUGAAGCAGUGACCCCUGGGACACAGGUGGACCUCGUGAAAAAAGCCACCUGCCGCAAUGUGACUGUCCAGAACAACCAGCAGUACCUGGUGCUGGGAACCAGCGGGGCAGAGAUCAAAGUCGGCCCUGACUUCAGGUAUCGCUUUCCGUUAGACGACGACGCCGUGGUGGAGCUGUGGCCCAAAGAAUGUAGCUCCCCUGAGUGUGAGGAGUACAUCAAACAGCUGAAUGACUAUGCUCUGGAGCUGUUCUUCAAUGGUUGCCCCACACCAUUGUAACACUAUAAUUCAAUGAAUAGCAGUAAAGUAGAAACUGCGUUGUCUUGUUAUAUAUGUAUAUAUAUAUAUAUAUAUAUAUAUAUAUAUAUAUAUAUAUAUAUAUAUAUAUAUAUAUAUACUGUAUUAAAGACAUACGAUCUCAAAAUACAAGUGUUUUUAGCUCAGUUAAACACAUUGUUCCUCCUUGCUUCACACAACCACACUUGUAACAUUAAUGUUCAGUUAAAGUCCUAACCUUAAGGUGAUGCUCCAAUAUUUCAAUUUCAAGUGUAGCCUUUGUAGCCUUUAGAAUGGCCACUCUCUUCUCUGUUUGAAGCCGUAUAAGGUCCAUCUCAAGGUCACUCGUUUUGAUUUGUUGUUGAAGAUGGAACUUAUACAGCUCCUUUGCUGACAACUAGGAAGGCAUUAAAAGGGGGGGGGUAUUUGAUGUUAUAAAAUUAUAUAUUACACAUCAUGAGAUGCAAAUAUACUGUAACAGACAGAUUCAGACAGAAUCUGUCAGCAGACAGAUUCUUACACUGUUUAGAUUUAGUGAUGAGGUAGAUGGACCGUUAUCUGCAUGGAAAUGACCAGGAAUGUUCUGUGAAAGGACAAUGACACUUUGUUACUCCCUAAUGUUUAAAGGGGUCAUGUGUUACUGUAUGUAUCAGACCUGGAUCUAGCAGCACUGUCAAAUUCUGUCACAGCAGAGGGGGUCUCUUCGUCUUCAUCCUACAGUGGAAAUAUGCAAGUAUAUUUUAUCUGGCAAUGAAACAACAUAAAAUGUAAAUGCAACAAAUCACUUACACAUGUCAUUGACUGUGUGCUUUCUAGAGAGUCCAAUAAUACAAUCCGUCCAUCAGUGACUGCAAGACAAUGCAACCCAUAAGAUCAAUGUGAAAUAAAGUCAGAGUACUACAACAUUGUAACUAAAAUAAGCCUGCAUACUACUGUUAAGCAGAUUCAAAUAUCCUAGUGACAGAGAUAGUAGUUCAUUUAAAGUCCUAAGAAAUAACAAGUACUACUGUGGUAAACUUACAUUUCACUAAGUUACUCAUGUCGUGGGAGGUGGUGUGUGGUAACUCUACCGUUGUGACUUUAUGUGAUCGUUUAUCAGACCACAAUAAACACGUUUACUUUAACAAUG
Messenger RNA from Betta splendens (Siamese fighting fish), 6273 nucleotides. RefSeq names its product complement component 5 (gene c5). Gene Ontology annotation, cellular component: extracellular region. Bases 90 to 5147 code for a protein of 1685 amino acids. The transcript has 42 exons. The record is from RefSeq and is a predicted model, not a curated record. Gene Ontology annotation, molecular function: protein binding; endopeptidase inhibitor activity. NCBI's taxonomy places the organism in Eukaryota, Metazoa, Chordata, Actinopteri, Anabantiformes, Osphronemidae.